GCGUAAAAAACAGAGGUGAUUUUAAGUUUAUUUAUUCAUGUUUUCGUAUAAAAUGAAGCUUAAACCACCAGCUCCAACACCUCCUCUUCCAAUAGAGGUGUGGGGCCAGAUUUUUGAGAAAAUGGAUAAUCCACUUGAUCUUAUGAGAGCUAAAAGAGUUUGUAAAAGAUGGAAUGAAGAAAUAAACAGAGUGUUGCCAUUUGCCAAUUGGAAAAAAUUAUGUUUAACAGAAAUCAGAGCAUCUUCAUUAUCUUCUAUCAUAGCUGUUGUACAGCCCACGUUACCAAAAGCUAAUUAUCGAGAAAUUGAGGAUCAGAAUUUUUGGCGUGAUGUGUAUUAUCAUUAUAAAAAGUGGUCAAGCAUUAAGGAGUUACCCAUGAGGAUAUUUAGACCAAAAAGUGAUCUAUUGUUAUUUAUUGAUGAAUAUAUUACAUGUUUUGAUACCUGGGAUGGUUGGAUCAGUUAUGGAACCAGUUAUGGUAAAAUACAUAUUUUUGAAAACUUUGAAUAUCAGAGACCUUAUCAUGUUCUAAACUGUCCCGAUCGAAUUAAAGAAGUUAAAUUUUGGUAUAAUGAUAAUAAUAUCUUAUUUUUCUUGGCGUUAACACAAGACCAAAUGAUAAGAAUUUGGAACUUGGCAAACAAAAAAGCAUCCAACUUCAUUUUAGUUGGAUAUAAAAUAUGUGUUGGAACGGCGAAUAAUUUAUACACUAUGCAUAAUAAUUUUAUUAUGAGGAUUCAAUCAACACCGCAAAAUGUAAGUAUUAAGUCAAUGGAAAGAUUGAACUUGAUCUCAGGAGAAAUGGUAGUCGCUAUGAGUUCACGAGAAUCAAAAAUUUUUCUAGUGACUCAAGCUGAGUGGCAAUUAAGGGUAUUUACAUUGGAAGAUGAAUCAUUGACAAAGCAACAACCAACGUUUCAAAUUCAAUCUAUUUUUACAAUUCCAUCGUUGCCUAUGAUUCCCUCAACUCUCCGCAUUUAUGUUACACUAAACAGAACUAUAAUAUGUCUACAAAAACAACAUAUGUGUUUGCAUACUCCAAAAACAGAUUUCUGGAUGAUCCAUAAUAACCCAAUGUACUUUAAUGCUAAUGUGACGUCCCUAAUUGUGCAUGGGAAUUAUUUAAUAAUAGGAUUAUCAAAUGGAAUUUUAGGCAUGUACUAUACUGAAGGAAUCAGUGGUUUAUUAAGUCCGAAUCUACUCAGACGCCCACCAAUUAAAAUAUAUACUCUUGAUAUUUUACCCAUCAUUUCUAUAAAAGUAACCGAUCUUUGUGGUGUAAUACACAUUAUAGCAUUUAACUGUAAGGAUAUGUUUAUCAUAACGUUUUAGUUUUUUAUUUUAUCCAGAUAAUAAUAGUGAAUUUUUUGAUAAAUAUGAAAUGAUUUCAUCAAGAAAUAAAACUACUUGUGUGACAUAACACUCGAGUCUACGUCCAUUUUCACGAAACUUAAUAUUUUCUCCAUUAUUAAGUUAUAUAC
Chelonus insularis is the source of this 1482-nucleotide messenger RNA. RefSeq lists its product as uncharacterized. Gene Ontology annotation, molecular function: protein binding. The transcript is spliced from 7 exons. The record is from RefSeq and is a predicted model, not a curated record. Lineage: Eukaryota; Metazoa; Arthropoda; Insecta; Hymenoptera; Braconidae. Bases 38 to 1333 code for a protein of 431 amino acids.